CACCAAAUUUUGUCCUAUCUCGACCUCGGUGCUUGCUUGCCUUUUUUUCCUUCCCCUUCCCUGCCGCCUUUUUCGUGCGUGUGUUCACAUUACUGUGCUUUCAUUGCGCGACAAAGACAUCUGCAAUCCAGCUCAGAGCCCGUGUGCGAGCAGACCGCCUGCGUCAUGGGCUGCAACUGUGCCUUGGCUUCCGAAUAAUAACCGAACGAUUAAGUCGCCGUUACGAUACGCUACUGGCGACUUCAGAAUCGCCUGCAUCUUGUUCGCAUCGAUACAGAAGCAUACUUGAUUGAUGAGAUACAGCACAAGCCAUCGCAUGAUCUUACCAUGAAUGCUCGGCUGCUUUUCGAAUUUUGGCACAUUGAUCUCCUUCCAUCUCGCUUGACCAACAUCUCUAGGAAGACAUUCGCAAGACAUGCUCGCACCUUUGCGCUUCCCUUCGUCGUGCCUCUUCCGCUAUGCUAAACCCCGCAUCACCCCCCUCCCCGACCUCCUCCGGGAAAAAAAGGCCGCAUUCCUCCACCGAAACGUCCUCAAUGCCUGCAGAGUCUCCGGCGCAGCCUCAGCAGCAAGCUGCUCGUGACGCGCACACAGCCGCGAACCCCAAUUCCUCGUCUUCCGCCGCCUCCAAUUCCUCGUCUUUCCGCAACGUAUCCGCCUGCAACCGGUGUCGUUUACGGAAGAACCGUUGCGAUCAACGACUUCCUCGAUGCCAAUCAUGCGAAAAGGCCGGCGUCCGCUGCGUCGGCUACGAUCCAAUUACGAAACGCGAAAUACCCCGAAGUUAUGUCUACUUUCUAGAGGCUCGCGUGGCAUACCUGGAGAAGCUGUUGAUGGACAACAAAAUCGAGUACAAGGAGCCAGUUGCGUUCGACGAAGAAGAAGCUGUGAAAAUGGAGGCUGGCCUCGAUGCUCCUCAAGUACCACUCGCGGGCUCGGAGGCCCCAGCGUCUACAGCUGAAGGAUCUGCAGCGGAAGGCAAUGAAACUGGUGUGAAAAAGGAGACAGAAGGCCCGACACCGAGACAGCAGAGAGAUACUUCAAGUGGACAGGAGCUGGAGAGGAGUCAUGAUUCAAAUAAAGAGGACAAUUGGCGCAUACAUAAUCUGGUAUCAAAUAUAGGCAUGGUAUCAGUACAAGGAACCUCUGAUCCGCGGUAUUUAGGCUCAACCUCCGGGAUCUCUUUUGCUCGUGUCGUCUUCGCUGCUGUCAAGAGUUCUGUGUCAGGAAACGCUGCAGAGCGUGGGCCAAUGCGCCCCAAUGAGCGCCUGCCGCAUAGUGCCACGGGGACUGCGGGGAGUACGAUGCGCGACUCAUUCUUCGGUCUACAGACAAGACCGACUAUGAAGUGUGCGGCGUUUCCAGAUCGAGACUUAGCCGAGAGACUUGCAAACCUUUAUUUCGAGCAUGCGAACGCCCAGAUACCCAUUCUUCAUCGGACCGACUUCAUGGAUAUGCUCGAACGGACAUACGCAGUCGAUGAGAAGGAACGGUCUCCGCGCAGCCUCUACACCCUCAACAUUGUAUUCGCCAUAGGUGCAGGUAUCAUUUUUGAAGAUAAACCGUCCGGUGAUGUGAAACCAGAAGGUCGAGAUCAUUCGCCAUCCUCUAGCUCUAAGAGACCCCGACUCGCGAGCCAUCAACAUCAGCCGGAAGAGUACCAUGCGUCUGCAAUAAUCAAUCUCGAGUCGUUUUUGGGAAAUACUGCCUCGGGAGACGGGUCAGGUGCAUUGGAGGAAUUGCAGGCUGUGCUGCUUCUCGCUAGCUUUGCUCUCUUGCGACCUGUAGCACCGGGGCUAUGGUACAUCGUAGGCGUGGCGAUGCGACUUGCAGUUGAUCUUGGACUGCAUUAUGAGGAUGGCACAGAGAUUGAUACACCUGGGGACGAGAGCAUCAGCAAACGUGCCCAAAGCAAGAGCACCGACAAAACCACGAAGCAGGUCGAUACGCGCGAGCUGGGGCGGCGCCAGUGGGUGCGAGAUCUUCGUCGUCGGCUUUGGUGGUGUGUAUAUAGUCUCGAUCGUUUGGUCAGUUGCUGUGUCGGUCGCCCCUUCGGUAUCAGCGAUCAAGCCAUCAGCACCGAGUUUCCAUCCGCUUUCGAAGAUAAAUACAUUACAAAGUCAGGCAUUGUGGCGCCACCUGAAGGCACGCCGAGUUAUAAGCACGCAGCACAUCAUUACUUCAAGCUACGGGUGUUGCAGUCUGAAAUUCAAGACGUGCUUCAACAUCAACAAGCCCGGUUUCUCAGACAACGGUCACCAUAUCCCGUCAGAAGACCCAUUCGCUCAGAUAUUAUGUCGCCUUUCUUGCAAGGCUUCGACUCUUUCCAUUCCUGGCGCAAAGACGUUCACAGGCGGCUGGCAGAAUGGCAGCAAAGCGCGCCCACCCGCCGUGACACAGGCGUGCAGUUCUCUGUGGAAUUUCUUGAGCUGAAUUACUGGCAGGCUGUCAUUAUGCUAUAUCAGCAGAGCUUAACGGUGCCACCAGAACUGGCAGAUGAGGUUAUGCCUGCCGAAGACGUGUCCAGUCCAUCGUUCUCUAAUGUGGAUGAGGUGGAGGAUGAAGAUGAGAUCUACUACAAAGUCGCCGAGGCUGGACAGAAGGUGAUUCGGAUCUACCGUCAAAUGCAUCGCGUGCGCUUAGUCAACUAUACAUAUUUGGCAACACACCAUAUUUUCAUGGCCGGUAUCUCCUUCCUCUAUGCAAUCUGGCACUCAGCUCUGGUUCGCAGUCGCUUGACACUCGAUGAGGUCGACUUCACCGUCCUCGCUGCUACCUCCGUUCUUGGGGACCUCAUGCACAAAUGUCCACCAGCGGAGGCAUGUCGGGACGCCUUCGAGCGAAUGAGCAAAGCCACCGUGCAAAUGUGCCUUUCUACCACUGGAUUUGGAUCCCAGGUUGACCUUGCCCGCAUCCAAGCUGAAGCCGCACAGCGAAAGGCAGCUGCGCUUCAAGCCAGCCAGAUCAGAGCGUACGGAGGUAACCAGCUGGAUCAGCGGUCUCGCCAUGUCCAGGGCCUCGUUCGUCGACAGGGCAGCGGCUCUUUGCGACAAGCUCCUCGUCCAGUGCCACGCUUCGACAUGAAUUUCGGUGACUUGUUCAAUGAUAAUACCAGUGUUUCCGAUCGUCCCAGCAAUGGACCCAGAAAACCUUUGCACUCCUACCAAGCACCACCACCUAGGGGGCCUAGACCUGACUACCCUGAACCCUCCGCGUCCAAUUACCCUCCUGAACGGCCCCCUAUCCGCCCCCAUCCCCAGCGAACGCCAUCCCUAGAGUAUUACGCAUCCCCUUAUGAUAACCCUGUUUCGCCUCAGGCCCAACAGCAACCACAUCCACCGCAACCGCAGCAGUAUUACUAUGCGAACUCCCCUCAGCAAAGCGCCUCGCCCAACAGCGUUAGCGCUAGCAACAAUCCCAGCCACCCCGCUGGUGCGCAAUACCAGCCAGCCCAUGACCCACCGUCCGCCAUUAGCCUCGAUUUCCUUGACUUCGACCCUACCGGCACGGCAGAUGGACACGUCCCCAACUCCGAGGACAACAACGCCGAAUACAAUCUCCAAGCGAUGCCUUCACUGAGCCAUGGGGUCGGUCAUAGUGUCGGCAUCGACCUCGGAUUCGGCAUGGCGAUGGAUUUUCAGCAUGAUUGGAGUGAGAAUGCUAAUUAUGAUAUGUUGGAAGGAUACUUUUUCGGUGGAUCGGGUAACAAUGGGCCGUCUGGAGAGGGUUGAUGAUAAGGUUGGAUGAGUCUUGCUGAAGGUGUGGUGGGGAUUUGUUCGGAUCGGUUUGCAUCACGAAAACCAUGGCUUGGCGAGACAUGCUUGAUUCGUUUAUACUGUAUAUACUUGUAAAAUGGAUCCCUCCGCAAAG
Messenger RNA from Aspergillus saccharolyticus JOP 1030-1, 3870 nucleotides. RefSeq lists its product as uncharacterized. Gene Ontology annotation, biological process: positive regulation of transcription by RNA polymerase II; DNA-templated transcription. Gene Ontology annotation, molecular function: sequence-specific DNA binding; zinc ion binding; DNA-binding transcription factor activity, RNA polymerase II-specific. NCBI's taxonomy places the organism in Eukaryota, Fungi, Ascomycota, Eurotiomycetes, Eurotiales, Aspergillaceae. The record is from RefSeq and is a predicted model, not a curated record. The transcript has 3 exons. The coding region runs from base 459 to 3731 and encodes 1090 amino acids.